Molecule: messenger RNA, 1027 nt
Organism: Venturia canescens
Lineage: Eukaryota; Metazoa; Arthropoda; Insecta; Hymenoptera; Ichneumonidae
Gene: sNPF
Product: short neuropeptide F precursor
Exons: 4
Coding region: 194-517 (107 amino acids)
Source: RefSeq, a predicted model, not a curated record
ACUAAGGUACGACCUUUAUCCUGACACUUGCCAUCGUUGAAGCAUCCUAAGCGUAACAACGUGUGUUUGUUCUCUCAACGUGUCCGCUCUGCUCUGACUCCGAACAUCAACCGAAUACCUUUCGUCCCACCGCACACACUUCGCUACCGUUGCUCCAAUUUUCGCAUCGUCCACGCACGAGAUUCUUUGAGCAAUGAUGAACAAUCGGAACUCGAGUCUGUUGAUGCUUCUCCUGAUCAUCGGCAUCGUCGUUGCUUCCGAGAGUUAUCUCGACUACGGAGAUGAAGCGACUGACAGAAACUUGGAGAAUCUACGAGAAUUUUACAAAGUUUUGUUGAGACGCAAUUCCGUGGAAAAUAUGCCGCCGAUGGUCGGCUCACCGUACGAGCAUCUCAUGAUCCGAAAAUCUCAGCGAUCACCGUCGCUACGACUACGAUUUGGUCGUUCAGGACCCGCGAUGACGAGUGGAAUUCUCACGAGACCGGUCAACGGUCAAUCAACUUUCGACGAUAAUUAAUAACUGCGACCCUCAAAAAAUUAAUCUUUUUCGUACCCGGAUUAUGGCUUCCUUUCUAUAUAUAUAUGGUGUAUAUUGUAUCCAAAGAUAAACGGUCGUUCAAUCAUCGUCAAUGUUUUUGACAGAGCCCCAAAAAUUAUCUACGCUGUCUAAAUGAAAGAAAAAUAAUGAAAGAAAUACGCCGCUUCGUUUUUGCGUCACUCGAACUUCAAAUUAAUAAAGAUAAUGUUAAAUUUUAGAUUAUAUAAUAUGCAGCCCAUCAGGCCUAAGUGUUUUUUAUUUUGUCAUCUGGUAAAUCGAUUUUUCAAAUUACACCUAGUAGCUGUCAUUUGAAGCAACAUGCCCCAUGGAAUAUUUUUUAUAAUUCUCCUUUCAGCGUCCCCUUAUUAUUGCGAUUCAAAAUUGUUAACGCUGUUGAGACGCCAUGCCGAUACUUUAAGAACUUUCAAUCUGAAUGAUUUUUAAAAUAAAUGUGCCAAAUAUGUUACGAUCGUCCUGCAUGUACGAUAA